Molecule: messenger RNA, 1605 nt
Organism: Scleropages formosus (Asian bonytongue)
Lineage: Eukaryota; Metazoa; Chordata; Actinopteri; Osteoglossiformes; Osteoglossidae
Gene: ppp2r3c
Product: protein phosphatase 2, regulatory subunit B'', gamma
Exons: 13
Coding region: 66-1439 (457 amino acids)
Biological process (GO): T cell homeostasis; B cell homeostasis; microtubule cytoskeleton organization
Cellular component (GO): centrosome; spindle
Source: RefSeq, a predicted model, not a curated record
CCAGCGUUACAGUUUUUUCGAACAGUUUGUGCUCCCUUUCGUUUUUGACCGCUCGGUCCUGUAUAAUGUCUAAUGAUAAAGUAGCAGAAUGGAAGGAACUACUGAGAAAGAAACUAGCAAACGCGAGGAAAGACGAGAGAAGCGAAGAGGAGAAGAAAGAAGAGGAGCUCAGCCUGUUCACCAAGUACUACACAGAGUGGAAAGGCGGCGCUUCCGCCACUGACCAGUCCUCCUACAAGAACAUCCCCCGCUUUUACUACAGGCUUCCAGCUGAAGAUGAGGUUUUGCUGCAGAAGCUCCGAGAGGAGUCCAGAGCUGUGUUUCUGCAGCGGAAAAGUCGGGAGCUUCUGGAUAACGAGGAACUGCAGAACCUGUGGUUCCUCCUUGACAAACAUCAAGUACCCCCAAUGUCUGGGGAUGAGGCGAUGAUCAAUUAUGGUAGUUUCUUGAAGGUUGGAGAAAAAGCUGGCGUGAAGUGCAAACAGUUCUUCACUGCAAGAGUCUAUGCCAAGCUCCUCCACAAUGAUCCAUAUGGACGGAUAUCAAUAAUGCAGUUCUUUAACUAUGUCAUGCGAAAAGUUUGGCUUCAUCAGACAAGAAUUGGCCUGAGCCUGUAUGAUGUUGCUGGACAAGGCUACUUGCGUGAGUCGGAUCUGGAGAACUACAUCCUGGAGCUGAUUCCCACCCUUCCCCAGCUGGAUGGUCUAGAGAAGUCGUUCUACUCCUUCUAUGUCUGCACUGCUGUCCGAAAGUUCUUCUUCUUUCUGGACCCCCUGCGCACAGGAAAAAUAAAAAUUCAAGACAUCUUGGCUUGCAGUUUUUUGGAUGAUCUUCUUGAGCUAAGAGAUGAAGAUCUCUCCAAGGAGAGCCAAGAGUCCAACUGGUUCUCAGCCCCCUCUGCACUGCGUGUCUAUGGCCAGUACUUAAACCUCGACAAGGACCACAACGGCAUGCUGAGCAAAGAGGAACUGUCCCGCUACGGCACUGGCACCCUGACCAGCAUUUUCCUGGACCGUGUUUACCAGGAGUGCCUUACGUAUGAUGGAGAGAUGGAUUACAAGACUUACCUGGACUUUGUUCUUGCUUUGGAGAACCGCAAAGAGCCAGCAGCCCUGCAGUACAUCUUCAAGCUUCUGGACAUGGAAAACAAGGGCUACCUUAAUGUGUUUGCGCUGAAUUAUUUCUUUAGGGCCAUCCAAGAACAGAUGAAGUUGCAUGGGCAGGAACCAGUGUCUUUUCAAGAUGUCAAGGAUGAGAUCUUUGACAUGGUGAAACCUAAGGACCCGUACAAGAUAACACUCCAGGAUCUUGUGAAUAGCGGACAGGGUGAUACAGUCAGCAGCAUCCUUAUAGACUUGAAUGGCUUCUGGACUUACGAGAACAGAGAGGUCCUUGUGGCCAAUGACAAUGACAACAGUGCCGAUAUGGAUGACACGUAGCAGCAGAAAAUUCAUGCGUACCCUGUGUGCUAACAGCAGUAACACGGUUUCUACAGCAUUGUACAGGACAUGAUCAAGUGCACUGAUCCUUGUUCAAACCAAGAAUUCCCCUGAAUUCUCCCCAUAAACUUCACUACAGCAAUACCUCAUUAGAUUUAAAUAACAU